Teleopsis dalmanni is the source of this 2778-nucleotide messenger RNA. RefSeq names its product zinc finger CCCH domain-containing protein 18-like. Gene Ontology annotation, molecular function: metal ion binding. NCBI's taxonomy places the organism in Eukaryota, Metazoa, Arthropoda, Insecta, Diptera, Diopsidae. The transcript has 8 exons. The coding region runs from base 300 to 2696 and encodes 798 amino acids. The record is from RefSeq and is a predicted model, not a curated record.
CAGCCUUUUUUGAUCUCAUUUAGAUGUGAUUACAAUUUCUUGAAUUUUAAGGGUCGAUGUUCAUUAUAUUUUGCAGUUGGUUUCGAUUGUUAGUCAUUUAAAUAUAAAUUGAAAGUUGGUGGAUUAAAUUAUUCAGUUAAUUAUGUGAUAAUUUUGUUCGAAUAAUGAAAUCGGAAUAGUAUGCAAAUAUAUACUCAGUUUUAAAAAAUGUGUUGUGAAGAAAUACAAUGGAAUGAUAUCUAAAAAAAUUAAGGUAAUUGAAGGUGGUUAAAAUUUUCACCUUGCUCAGUAAAUGCAAUAUGGAGUCAGAAGAGUCAAGACCAGGUUGUUCGGAAAGCAAUUCCUCUACGAAUUCGUAUAAUUCUCAAAUACCAGUGACCAUGCAAUUAAAUUUAAAUGAUGACAUAAAUUCUGUCAAAGAAAAUCAGAAAGGCUGCAAUAUUACAGAAAUUGAAGAUCAAGUAAAUAUGCAUAGGCUCUUAUCACCAAAUUAUCUAAAUUCACCAGUAGCCGACUCAAUAAAAAAUUUUGAAAAUGCUUUAUCGUCCGAAAAUGACAACCAAUUAAACACUUGUAACAAUGAACUUUGUUUACCACAAAACCAAACAAAGUCAUCAACUGCUUACUUACAUAGUUCUAUAAAUACAUUUGCGUUUUUAAAACGGGGUCGCAAACUUGAAAAUCAAGAUAUUAAAGGUGAUGUAUAUAUAAAUCAUGAGGACCUAAGUGAUGUGAGCGAUACGGAAAACGAUAAAAAAGACUCGGUGUUUAAUACUGAUGAAGACUUAACUCAUGUAGACAAUUCUCCAUCUAAAAUGACUACUGACCCCACUGAUGGAAUUAUGGUGGACUUACGUGAAAAACUCAGCAAAGAUAAAAAGCAAAAUCAAAUUCAAAAUUCUUAUAUAAACAAUAUAAUGAAUCAUCGAGACGUCGAAAACUUGAAUGGGAAAACGGGCAUAAAUGAAUCCUUAGAAGAUUUUGUAAAAUCUCAUGAUGAAGAUACUUUAGAUUUUGAAGCAGAAGAGGGCGAGUGUCAAGAACAUAAAGAUGGAACGUUUGUAGAUAUAACAGAGAAUUUGGACUCUUUAAAACCGAAUAAAACUCAUAAAAAAUUGACCGAGAAAAUUGUGAACCAAGAUGAAUUAGAAGAAGGUGAAGUAUCGGAUGAUGAAGAAAAACGGCCCGAAGAAGUUGAACCAAAACCGGUUUGCCGGUUUUACACACGAGGUCAAUGUACAUGGGGAAUGAGUUGUAGAUUUCUUCAUCCUGGCGUAACAGAUAAAGGCAAUUAUACAAUGUUUGAUUUAGUUCGUCCAAUUUCUUUACCACAAGCAAAUGUUGCUGCGGUCCGCAAUAAUUAUACACAUACAAAUGAUUAUACUGACUAUCGAUCAGAACGUGUUUCAACGCUCACACGUGCUAAUUUGCAUAAUAUAUCUGCAUUGUACUCUUCUCCCCAUGAUCCAAGAGCGCUUGCUUCUGAUGGACCAGUUGUUGUAGAAAGUGCAUGGGAACGUGGACUUAGAACAGCUAAGGAGAUGAUGCGUAAAGCUAGUAAACGUAAAGAACAAGAUACGGAUUUUGAAGAUAAAAAAAUGAAUUUAACACUCUCACCAGAUGACUUAGAAAAGGACCCUUAUUAUGCUAAAGAAAGGGGGUCUCCUGUAGAGGUUAUGAAAACUUAUAAUCGUCAUGGUAUCUAUAAUGAAGUUAGUGUAUACAAUUCAUUAGAACGUUUUAGUCGACCACCAAUAUCAUCAUUAGAUGAUAUUGAUACUUACGGUCGUACAUCACGUUAUAGAGAAUUGCCUCCACAUCGUAUGCCGCACUAUGAAGACGAAAGACGUGUUCGUCCUACCCGCGAAGUAAUAGUUCAGCGUGUGGAAUCUGUUACUCGUGCAGAUGAAUGGAAUGAUCCAUGGAUGCGAAAAAAAUCUCCAGGAGGCACAUCACGAGAUCGAAAUGACAAAAGACGCAGAGAACGUAGCUAUAGUACCAACUCGUCUUAUUCAAGUUCAACUAGUUCUCAAUCAGAAAGUAGCUCCGAUUCCAGUCGAUCAACAAGUCCUUUAAAGGAAAGAAGAUAUAAUAGUUUUCAAAAAUCACCAUCUUUGAAUCGAAGAUAUGGUGUACGAAAUAUACAUUCACCUAAUUCCGUAAGAAGAUCUAGGCGUUCUAUGAGCUUACAACAUUCUCCAACUGCCAGGCGAGGUCAUCAUAUAUCAUUAUCUCCAGCUCUAAUAAAAACAAAUGCACAUAGUCCCUCACACAAGCGAAAAAAAUCAUCACCUAUUGCAAAAAAAUACGUUAAUAUCAAAUCAAAAACUAAACGAAAAAAUACUGGUACAUCUUCUGGAACAGGUUCUUCUGACUCUAGUGGUUCUGAUUCAGAUUCAGAAUCUGGGUCAUCAUCUUCAGAUAGCUCUUCAUGCUCAGUAGAUCAAAGAUUAGUUAUAAAACAAAAAUUAACUAAAAAUAGAAAAUCUAUUAAAAAAGCAGUUCUCACAAAAAAAAGGUCUCCAAUUUCCAUUGAAAUAAAAAAGCAGAAUGCUGUUGGAACUUCAGCUUUAAUAUCGCCAACAAAUUCAAUAUCAUCAGAGAAGGGACUGAAAAAAUCACGUCGUGAAGAACUCCUGAAACAACUACGAGCUGUUGAAGAUGCGAUUGCAAAGAAAAGAUUAAAACUAACCUGAUUGAACAAGUAUAAAUUCAAUAAUAAACUACAUAGGACAGACUAAUUUGUUUUGUUAAAAAUAUACUUGUCAAUGGCAUUUA